Messenger RNA from Hypanus sabinus (Atlantic stingray), 2837 nucleotides. RefSeq lists its product as uncharacterized. Lineage: Eukaryota; Metazoa; Chordata; Chondrichthyes; Myliobatiformes; Dasyatidae. The transcript has 2 exons. Bases 406 to 2076 code for a protein of 556 amino acids. The record is from RefSeq and is a predicted model, not a curated record.
UUAUAAUAUUUUCGCUUAGUGAUUCAUUCAAUAGUAUUUUCUAGUUAGAAUUAGAAGUGUUUAAAGUAUAUUCAUUGCAUGUAAAAUAUAUCGGCAUGCGAUGACGUCACAUCCGGUUUCGCCGCGUCUUGUGGGAAAACACCGGUUUGAAAUUAGCGCGAGGGUGGGGGCUUUCCACGAGGCUCACCUGAGCAGAAGCAGUUUUGCAGGCAUGAGAAAUCACAGUGAGAGCAACGCUUUUUCACCAUAUGUUAAUGUGAAGAGUGAACAGUAAAUGGUUAAUCUUACUGCGAUCUGGUUCUUAUUAACUGUGGUUUAUCCGGACGUUAAAUUCGGCGUUUCGUUACACCCGAAGGAGAACGUGACAGUGAAAAAGCGGCAUUAUCAGGUGUUUCAAGUGCUGCAAUGUCAGCUCAAUCCAGCAUCAAGUCGAUGGCGCCCAGCGACAAGGGCAGUAGAACGACAUCAAGUAAGUCCGCACAGGCAAGAGCCAAGGCAGAAGCCGCCAAGGUGCGACUGCAUUACGCCAGACAAGAAGCAGUUUUGAAAAUGAAACUGGCCACCAGAGAAGCCGAAAUCCAGAAAGAAAAGGCUGCCAGAGAAGCCGAAAUCCAGAAAGAAAGGGCCGCCAGAGAAGCCGAAAGGGCCGCCAGAGAAGCCGAAAUCCAGAAAGAAAGGGCCGCCAGAGAAGCCGAAAUCCAGAAAGAAAGGGCCGCCAGAGAAGCCGAAAGGGCCGCCAGAGAAGCCGAAAUCCAGAAGGAAAAGGCCGCCAGACAAAGGAAAGCGGCCGCCCGAGAAGCCAAAACCCAGUUGGAAAUGGCAAAAAUAUCGACAGAGUUGCAAGUGCUGCAGCUAGAAAGAGAAGAAGCUGCUGCCAUGGCGGAAGCAAAGUACAUAGAAGAAGCUGAAGGGUCGCGUGAUCUGACCGAAGCAAGAUCUACUUUAGAAAGGACCAGACUGGAACGCACAAGCGACUAUGUACAAUAUCAAAUAGACAGGCAGGCUCGUCUCCCCUCUCCAUACGUAUUCGAUAACUUCCCCAGCUACGAGGAACCUCAGAGAGUCACGAUUGCAUCACAUCCAUACGAGGAAGGAAAUUUACCCUCACGGCUCCGUGAUGAAGUCAAGAAUGAAAGAACCGACAACGCUCCUUCACCCCCACAACAGGACGGCGGGGAGGGAGAGGUUCACUCCAGGACAACAAUUGUCAGCUCGAACUGUACAGAAGUUUGCGGUCAAACUCAGUCAAGCCGUUCUUGUUCCGAGAUCUGCCUCACUGAGGUGUACCCUAAAGAAGCACAACAAGACAUUACCAAGCGUAAAGUAACCGACGAGACGCUAGGUCAGUCAGUUUUCGUUCAAACCGAGCACGGAAACAAACUUGCACAAUCAGCUCAAGAUACCAUUUCUUUAAAACCCAAAGACACCAAGGUCUUCAGAGAUGAAGCAAAUAAUGGGGUUGCCCCAUUGCCAAUCAGAGAACCACGCCAGCGCUCACCAGAUAACAAAGAGCAGGCAGUCAAACGGUUCACGUCCUUACGGAAAACCUGGAAAAGGAAACCUGAGAUACAGCAUCGCACCCGAUUGGCCCACGAGGUACUGUGCACCCUAAUGGCAGAGGUCACAGCCAUUAUAAACGCACAAUCAUUCCUACCUGUGUCUUCUGACCCAGAAAACCCCUUUAUACUUUCGCUAUCAACGCUCCUUACGCAGAAGGCAGGAGCACCUCCUCCACCAGGAGACUUUUCAGACAAGGAUUUGUACACAAAGCAAUGGAGACAAGUCCAGGCUCUGGCAAAUCAGUUCUGGCCUCGCUGGAGACAAAAAUAUCUACCUUUGUUGCAACAGAGACAAAAGUGGACAGAACCCCGAAGGAAUCUUCAAGUUGAAGACUUAGUCCUGCUCAGGGACAAGCAAGCCACCCGCAACAGCUGGCCAACGGCCAGAAUCACUGCUACAUUCCCUAGCGGGGAUGGACAUGUCAGGAAGAUCGAAUUGAAGACUACCGACCAAGGCGAUGUGAAAAUUUACCAAGGGCCGGUUACAGAAGUUAUUCUACUUCUACCCAAUGACUGAUUAAGAGACUAAGUUUUGUACUCUGCUCAUUGUGACCUUACGAAGGUCAAGCGGGGAGUGUGCUGUCUUUACGACAGUUAUUUAGUUUAUAAUAUUUUCGCUUAGUGAUUCAUUCAAUAGUAUUUUCUAGUUAGAAUUAGAAGUGUUUAAAGUAUAUUCAUUGCAUGUAAAAUAUAUCGGCAUGCGAUGACGUCACAUCCGGUUUCGCCGCGUCUUGUGGGAAAACACCGGUUUGAAAUCAGCGCGAGGGUGGGGGCUUUCCACGAGGCUCACCUGAGCACAAGCAGUUUUGCAGGCAUGAGAAAUCACAGUGAGAGCAACGCUGUAAGUUAAUAGAUAAUCGAUAUAUUGAACUAAGAUGUUAAUAGUGAUCCUGUUAGAGGUAACGUCGGUAGAUAAUGUUUAUGCUUUCGUUAGUUAAAGAGUCGCGGAUAGUUUGCAUGGAAGUGUAUUUAAAGUAGUCAAUGGAGCAGGUAAACUCUCCCUGUAUACUGCACCUUAGUGUAAUGUAGUUAUAGUCACCUUUGCAAGUAUUUACACUUGAAAUGUGAUAUUAAGGAAGGAACAAAUACUGUAUCAAUCUUGUAUUGUUUUAUCAACAGUUUUCACCAUAUGUUAAUGUGAAGAGUGAACAGUAAAUGGUUAAUCUUACUGCGAUCUGGUUCUUAUUAACUGUGGUUUAUCCGGACGUUAAAUUCGGCGUUUCGUUACACCCGAAGGAGAACGUGACAGAGAGAGAGAGAGGAGUGAGAGAGAAGUGA